CGGUCCCUUACCCCAUGUGGCCCUCGGAUAAGCCGUUUGGAUCCUCUGUGUAAAUCUUAUCGCCAUACAUAAUUGAUUUGCUACACAGAUAGCCGAUCAACGGCGAGUCAGACGUGUGAGCAAGAAUACUGGUUUUCAAUCUUGGAAACUCUAAACUCUUCUGUUACUUUAUCUCUCGUUCCUCAGAAACCAUUGGCUCGAACGGACGAUUGCUUCAUUGCGAAUUGGUCCUUACAGCUCGUCGAGGUGGCAGCCCUGGAAGUCGAUCUUGAGUACGAGUACCUCCGCCCGUUUGGUGCUCCGUCUUACGACCUUUUUCAUUGAUCGUCACGACUUUCGUGCAACCGUCCCAGAUCAGUGAUUAUCUAUCAACAACCUAUGGUCUCUUUUGCAGUCUGAACAUACACUGCCAACCUAAAGAACUAGGCAACGAUGGCAAGCUCUGUUCGAACUCUGCCGAGGCGAUUGGGCCAGUUGACUGUCCAGACCAGGCUGUCCGCGGCCAGGGCAAAGCUCAACCCCAGGGCAUAUCGCCAAUGCGCUCUCCAAACCAGCACGGCCAUUGCCCGGCCGUUUACCAGCUCCGUGGCUUCAAGAGCCGAGGUAGAUGUGAACGCUGUACCGCAGUCGACUGAAGCUGUCGGGAGCUACGCUGAUUUGGAUACCUUUCCCCGGCGUCACAUUGGACCGGAUGAUGCAGAUACAGCAGCCAUGCUCAAGGCUCUGUCGCCAGCCGUGGAUUCACUCGAUGCCUUCAUUGAGCAGGUUAUUCCAGCGGAUAUCCUCACGAGAACCCAGAUGGAUCUUCAUCAACCUGGAAGCCAGUGGAAGCCGCAGGACAAGGCCAUGUCAGAGACAGCUUUGGUUGAGUGGUUUAAUAACUGCGCGAAGAAGAACAUUCCUAUGCACAGUCUUAUUGGUGCCGGCUACUAUGAGACCAUCACACCACCAGUAAUCCAAAGGAAUGUCUUGGAGAGCCCAGCAUGGUAUACCAGCUACACGCCUUACCAGCCAGAGAUCAGUCAGGGUCGUCUGGAGUCCCUGGUAAACUUCCAAACCAUGGUGACUGAUCUCACCGCCCUUCCCAUUGCAAAUGCCAGUCUGUUAGAUGAAGGCACAGCAGCUGCAGAGGCCAUGACACUCUCGAUGAACGCGUUAUCAUCAUCCCGCGCCAGGAGAGAGAACAAGACGUUUGUGGUUUCGCACAGGCUGCACCCACAAACCGUGGCUGUUCUACGUGGACGUGCUGAUGGUUUUGGUAUCAACAUCGUGACCAAGGACGUCACGAGCAAGAGUGCUACAUCCGAGAUCGAAGCUCUUGGCGACGAUUUGAUCGGUGUCAUGGUCCAAUACCCCGACACACUAGGUGGCGUUCAGGACUUCCGAGACCUUGCUUCUCUAGUUCACAAACAAGGUGCACUUCUGAGUUGUGCAACUGAUCUGUUAGCACUCACUGUUCUGACCCCUCCGGGAGAGUGGGGCGCAGAUAUCGCCUUCGGAAGUGCCCAAAGAUUUGGAGUACCUCUUGGCUAUGGUGGUCCUCAUGCUGCUUUCUUCGCGGUUACUGAGAAGCACAAAAGGAAGAUUCCCGGAAGACUUGUGGGUUUGUCCAAGGAUCGUAACGGCGGCAAAGCCUACAGACUGGCUCUUCAAACCCGUGAGCAGCACAUCAGACGCGAGAAGGCCACCAGCAAUGUCUGCACCUCCCAGGCAUUAUUGGCCAAUAUGAGCGCCCUCUACGCAGUCUACCACGGACCUGAGGGCCUCAGGGCUAUCGCAGAAAAGACCAUCCGAGGAGCCCGCGUUAUCCAACACCUAGCAGAGAAGGCCGGUUUCAAGACGGUCAACUCCAACACGGAUGCCAAUGGAACUGUCCUUUUUGACACCGUAACGAUCGAUGUCGGUACUUCUCACACGCGAGAUAUCAUCAUGGAGGAUGCACGGAGUCAGAGACUGCUUUUCAGGACAACUGGGGAGGCCAAGAUUGUCUUUAGUGUUGGUGAGCUGACCAACCUUGCGGUCUUGAAGAAGGUGGCCAGAGUGCUCCUCUUCCAGGGACAAGACUACGAUGAUUUUGCUAGUAUGUCCACUACUUGUGAGGCAGCUGUCAAUGAGGCCCUUUCCAAGCAAGGUACAGACCUCGCCAUUCCUGAUGCAUUCCGCCGAACCAGUAACUAUCUCAGUCAUCCCGUUUUCAACACACAUCACUCUGAGACGGAGCUUUUGCGAUAUAUCCAUCAUCUCCAGUCCAAGGAUCUUUCGCUGGUGCAUUCUAUGAUCCCACUUGGUUCGUGUACGAUGAAGCUCAACGGUACUACCGAGAUGUCGCUGAUCUCCAACGAUUUCAUGGCUUCCCGUCAUCCGAUGGCCCCGCUUGAGAACACGAGAGGAUACUACACCCUCUUCAAGUGGUUCUACAGCCAACUGGCAAGUAUCACUGGCAUGGAUGCCGUCUCGCUUCAGCCCAAUUCCGGUGCUCAGGGUGAGUUUGCUGGUCUGCGUACCAUCAGGGAAUACCAGAAGCUGCAUGGAAAGGGUGACAAGAAGAGGGACAUCUGCUUGAUCCCGGUGUCUGCGCACGGUACAAACCCGGCUUCCGCUGCGAUGGCCGGCAUGCGAGUUGUUCCCAUCAAGUGUGACACGAAGACCGGAAACCUUGACGUUGUCGAUUUGGAAGAGAAGUGUAAGAAGCACCAGGAUGAACUCGGUGCUAUCAUGGUCACUUACCCCAGUACCUUCGGUGUCUUCGAGCCCGAAAUCAAGAAGGUCUGCAACCUUGUUCAUGAGUAUGGCGGACAAGUCUACAUGGACGGUGCCAACAUGAAUGCCCAAAUCGGUCUAUGCUCACCCGGAGAGAUUGGUGCCGACGUCUGCCAUCUCAACCUGCACAAGACUUUCUGUAUUCCUCACGGUGGUGGCGGCCCUGGUGUCGGUCCCAUCUGUGUCAAGGAGCACCUGAGAGAAUUCCUCCCGCGAGACCCGUACAAGGUUCCCGAGAAGGGCGAACCAGGAAACCAUCCUGUCAGCAGCGCACCAUAUGGUAGUGCAAGCAUCAACCUAAUCAGUUGGGCAUACAACACAUUGAUGGGACCUGAGGGACUCACUCACGCCACCAAAAUUGGUCUUCUCAAUGCCAACUACCUCCUUGCGCGCCUCAAGCCCCACUACCAGAUUCUCUAUACGAAUAACCAUGGUCGCUGCGCUCACGAGUUCAUCCUUGACAUCAGACCAUUCAGCAAGUCUGCUGGUGUCGAGGCUAUUGAUAUCGCCAAACGACUGCAAGAUUACGGUUUCCACGCACCCACUAUGAGCUGGCCGGUAACCGGAACUCUGAUGAUUGAGCCUACAGAAUCCGAGUCUCGUGACGAGCUCGAUCGAUUCGUGGACGCACUGGUUUCUAUCCGUAAAGAGAUUGCCGAAAUUGAGGAGGGCAAGGUCCCGCGUGACCGCAAUGUCCUCAAGCUCGCGCCACAUCCUAUCCAGGACAUCAUUGACGGAGAUGGUGAGGGCAAAUGGGAGAGAAGCUACUCCAGAGACAAGGCUGCCUAUCCGUUACCUUGGUUGAGGCAGAAGAAGUUCUGGCCUAGUGUUGCCAGGAUUGACGAUGCGUAUGGCGACAUAAAUUUGUUCUGCACGUGCCCGCCUGUGGAAGACACGACUGACACGAAGUUCGGUGUUGCUUCGUAGUGGUGUGGUAGUCUAAGGUACUACAUGUAUUUAGAACAGCUAGGGCUAUGCCAUCGUGAUCGAUGGAUAGCAGAGGGUCAGCAUAACAUCCGAUUUCAACAGUUCGGUAUGAGGCGUACAACGGCAUAUAUAAGACCGGUAUUUGACGCAGAGUCAAUUUACUUUUCGAGCGCGGAGUUCUCAUCAACUUCUAGGAGCACAGAGUUUUUGGUUGCUGCAAAUGGGUUAUAGGAUUGGUUGGGUUAUGAUAGAUUGUGUCGGCAAUAGCACAAAAUAUUACUGAUGGCUGCGAUCAUCUCAUCUAUGGAUUCCAUAAAAACCGACCGAGCAAGCGAUAGCGUUGAUGGCAUCUGUUUAUCGUCCCCUCGUGUUUACGAGAUCUCUCCCGUGGUGUAAAGGAUCAACGUC
Messenger RNA from Truncatella angustata, 4095 nucleotides. Its product is annotated as glycine decarboxylase-like protein. NCBI's taxonomy places the organism in Eukaryota, Fungi, Ascomycota, Sordariomycetes, Amphisphaeriales, Sporocadaceae. Gene Ontology annotation, molecular function: glycine dehydrogenase (decarboxylating) activity; pyridoxal phosphate binding; glycine binding. The transcript has 2 exons. Gene Ontology annotation, biological process: glycine decarboxylation via glycine cleavage system. Gene Ontology annotation, cellular component: glycine cleavage complex; mitochondrion. The coding region runs from base 433 to 3687 and encodes 1084 amino acids. The record is from RefSeq and is a predicted model, not a curated record.